AUGUCUGACAAAGGUCAUGGAUCACCUCAACCCAUUGUGAAAAUUGGUCAUUAUAUAUUAGGCCAAACUUUAGGAGUUGGUACAUUUGGUAAGGUUAAAAUUGGUGAACAUCAGCUUACCAAGCAUAAAGUCGCAGUUAAAAUAUUGAACCGACAGAAAAUUAAGAGUUUGGAUGUUGUUGGAAAAAUCCGUCGUGAAAUUCAAAACCUCAAACUUUUCCGCCAUCCUCAUAUAAUAAAAUUGUACCAGGUCAUUAGUACACCCACUGAUAUAUUUAUGAUAAUGGAAUAUGUCUCUGGAGGAGAACUUUUUGAUUAUAUUGUUAAACAUGGGAAACUUAAAGAGUACGAAGCACGAAAGUUUUUUCAACAGAUAAUAUCUGGAGUAGAUUAUUGUCACCGUCACAUGAUUGUUCAUAGAGAUCUGAAGCCAGAAAAUCUUUUAUUAGACCAUAAUUGUCAUGUCAAAAUAGCUGAUUUUGGGCUUUCCAACAUGAUGAUGGAUGGUGAAUUUCUACGUACAAGUUGUGGGUCUCCUAAUUAUGCAGCUCCUGAAGUUAUUUCUGGUAAAUUAUAUGCUGGACCAGAAGUGGAUAUCUGGUCAUGUGGUGUGAUUCUUUAUGCAUUGCUGUGCGGUACAUUACCAUUUGAUGAUGAGCAUGUUCCUACACUGUUCCGGAAAAUAAAAUCAGGUAUAUUUCCCAUUCCAGACUAUUUGAACAGAACUGUUGUAACACUGUUAUGUAGAAUGCUUCAAGUAGAUCCCAUGAAAAGAGCAACAAUAGAAGAUAUAAAGACACACGAAUGGUUUCAAACUGAUUUGCCUGCUUAUUUGUUUCCUUCACCCGUGGAACAAGACUCUUCAGUCAUUGAUAUGGAUGCCAUACAAGAAGUUUGUGAUAAAUUUGGUGUUAAAGAGCAUGAAGUUCAUGAUGCUCUUUUGUCAGAUGAUCAGCAUGAUCAACUCAGGAUUGCAUACCAUCUUAUAAUUGAUAAUAAGAGAAUAGCUGAUGAAGCAGCAAAGGCAGAACUGAAGGAUUUCUAUGCUGUUAGUAGUCCUACACCUGUAACGUUUAGUUCAACAGAACUAGUACCGAGUCCCGUUAAACCUCAUCCUGAAAGAAUGAAUCCAGCAUUGCGGGAAAGAGGUGCAGGCAAUAAAGAAGCUAGCAAUAAGGACUCAUCCGAAACUGGACAAACUACUCAGAAAAGAGCAAAAUGGCACUUAGGAAUAAGAUCUCAAAGCAAACCGACUGAUAUCAUGAAUGAAGUUUAUCGUGCUAUGAAAGAUAUGGAUUUCAAAUGGAAAGUUAUUAAUCCAUACCAUGUCCGAGUUAGGGUUCAGAAGUUCAAUAACCAAGAUGAGUUCAUUAAAAUGUCGCUUCAACUCUACCAAGUUGAUUAUAAAAGUUAUUUAUUAGAUUUCAAAAGUCUUGGCAAUGAAGAAGAUGUACAGUCAAACGAUGGAGAUAUUGUUUCACAACAUCAUUCUUCAGGUCAUCAAAUAAUGGAGUUUUUUGAAUUGAAUGUGCCUAGUAGCAGAACAUUAUCAAGACGAAAGUCAAAGAAGUCGAAUCAUGGGCAUUGUUCUCGGAGCAGUUGCACUAGGAGUAUUACUCGGUUAUCCUUAUGGAGGAUUCGCAUAUGAUUUUCUUGGCAAAAUGGCUCCUUUCUUAGGAAUUAGCUUAUUUGCCAUUUUAAAUAUUGCACUCCAAUUGGUCUUUCUUAAUAUGAAACCUCCAAAUUAUGAGGCCCAAUCAACAAAUGAAGGUUCUAGUUGGAAACAGCUGAUGUCGGAUCAACUUGUGAUGAUGACUGCUGGAGCUAUUUGGCUGUCCUCUUCAGCGAUGGCAAUAUUGGAACCAUGCCUUCCUCUUUGGUUGAUGUCCCAUAUAAAACCGCAGAAGUGGGAACUUGGAACAGUUUUUAUUCCAGAUAGUGUCGGUUAUCUUAUCGGGACAAAUUGCUUUGGAGGAAUUGCAUAUAGAUAUGGAAGAUGGAGAGUUGCAAUAGCUGCACUUAUACUACUAGCUAUCUCAGCUUGCACACUUCCAAUGGCCAAAUCAAUGAAGGGACUAAUAAUUCCACAUGCAGGGCUCGGACUUGGAAUAGGAGUAGUAGAUGCAGCACUAGUUCCUCUACUUGCAACGCUUGUCGAUACCAAACAUCGUGCUGAUUAUGCGACAGUCUAUGCCAUUCAACAAACUUCAGUCAGCCUUGCAUAUGCUUUUGGUCCAAUGUUUGGAGGAGAGUUAGUGAGGGUCAUGGGAUUCCCAUGGUUGAUGGUAUCGAUUGGCAUAGUAAAUCUGCUUUAUUCGCCACUCUUGGUAUUCUUAUCUAAUACGGAGAAACAGGAAGUCCAGACAGUCAUGGGUGCACAUAAAGUCAGCUAUAAAGCUACAGAAAGCAGGAAAUACAACAGAUUUGUAGCAUCUGAUGAGAGUGAUUAA
Nezara viridula (southern green stink bug) is the source of this 2449-nucleotide messenger RNA. NCBI's taxonomy places the organism in Eukaryota, Metazoa, Arthropoda, Insecta, Hemiptera, Pentatomidae. The record is from the annotation of a GenBank genome assembly.